CGCAACAUGAAGUUCACAACCCCCAUGUUUUUGCUCGCGGUCUGCAUUGCACUUGUGCCUCUCGUCGCUGCAUCCAGUAACGGGAUGGACAUGUCGAUGGACUCGUCUAUGAAUCUCGCCCAGGGGGAGAUGUUACCGUAUCUGCACUUCACGCCUGGAGACACGCUGUGGUUCUUGGGAUGGGUACCGUCGAGCUCGGGCGCAAUGGUGGGGGCUUGCAUCGGCCUAUUUUUACUGGCAAUGAUUGAGAGGUGGAUUGCUGCUGGCCGAGCCGUGAUGGAGCUGCAUUGGCGCAGGAGUGCGCGCGUCGCUAUGCAAGAAAAGAACGCAGCCGGCCUCCCGGUCGCGUACAGUUCAUCCGACUCAAAGUCGCCAUCAACAGCGGUCUCCAUCGCGUCGCUCCCUGAUCGUACUACUCUGCGCACAUUCCCGCCCUUCAUGUUUGCACACGAUUUGCCCCGAGGCGUGGUCUACAUGGCGCAGUCGUUGCUGAACUUCUCUUUCAUGCUUGCGGUCAUGACGUUUCAGCUUGGCUUCAUCUUCGCGCUUAUCGUUGGGCUUGGCGUUGGAGAAAUGCUCUUUGGGCGGUACACGAGCCACUCGGCGCUGCAUUUGGUCUAGGCGGCGGUGGGCUGGCAGUGGAUAACGGAAUGCUUCAUGUAGUUGGACUGAUGUACGACAUACUGAUGAGACGUUCCUUGCACGGAUUGAGAACUUGUCAGGCGGUCGU
This is a messenger RNA of Postia placenta MAD-698-R-SB12, 730 nucleotides long. RefSeq lists its product as hypothetical. Gene Ontology annotation, biological process: copper ion transmembrane transport; intracellular copper ion homeostasis. Gene Ontology annotation, cellular component: plasma membrane. The transcript has 3 exons. Gene Ontology annotation, molecular function: copper ion transmembrane transporter activity. The record is from RefSeq and is a predicted model, not a curated record. Lineage: Eukaryota; Fungi; Basidiomycota; Agaricomycetes; Polyporales; Adustoporiaceae. Bases 7 to 621 code for a protein of 204 amino acids.